AAAAAUAUGGCUUUGCGUUAUGUAGUUGUGUCGUUUAGUCUAUUAUUUUACGUAAGGCAUUGUCUGUCAAUUGGCUUCUGCAGUAGAACUGAAAGUGCGAAAUCAAAUGUUGGUAUAUUCUACUACAAAGAAUAUUUUUGCUGUGACAAUUAUGAGGCUCAAAAAGAAGUAUGCCAUGAAUGUCCUACUGGAUUCACAUCAAAGGCAGGAUCUAAAUGUAUUCCUUGUCCAGGAAACACUUACGGACUGAGAUGUGCAGAACAUUGCAAAUGUCACGAUGAUGAAAGAUGUGAUCAUGAACACGGUUGUGUCAAGCUUGGCGAUGAAACCAUUACCAUCGACAAAUCAGAUGCUUCAACGAAUAAGAUAAUUUCGUAUGGUAUAGGUGGGGGCAGUGCAAUAAGUGCUAUAAUUCUUAUAGCUUUGUCUGUUUUCAUUUGCUGGAGGUAUAGGCUUAUGAAGAAAAAGGAGAGGCUCGACUCUAUUCAUUCCAAUGCACCGUUGACUCAACAGUCUAAUGUCUCGAACACGGUCGAAGACCAAUCAACUAUUAGCGAAGAGGCACAUGAUUAUGAAGAAAUUGAUGAAAUUGAUAUACCAUGUGAACCGAUUACAAGUAGUAACACUAAUGACUCCAAUGAUAACAGCGUCACUGAUGGAGCAGAUAAUGAAGGAUAUUUGCACCCUUAUCAUUCAUUAAAUUAUCCCGAUAUAAUUCAAGAAAAUGAUAAAGAAAGGGAAAAGAAUGAUAUCGAUAUGAAUAUCCAAGAAAAGUAUCAGUAUUCCUUGUCAGUAAAAGAUUAAAAAAGGGCUCAAAACCUGAAGAACUAGUUUCGGAAGAAGAUAUUAUUUAUUUACAAGUUAUUGAUAAACAAAAUAUGGAAGAUGAAGGUGACCAGAAAGCAGAGUCCAAUAAAGUUCUUUUCUUUUUAUGAUAGUAAACGAUGAUGUUUAAAAGAAAGAACAAUUUUAAAACCACUUUUUAUUGAAUUAGACCAAAAUACACUUCAAAAUUAAAGAAACAAUCAAUAUUGAUAUCAACAACAUAUUCUUAUAAAUAACAUGUUCAACCAAUGUAGAUUUUAAUAGGUUUGGUUUUUUUUAUUAAUGAAAUAAGUUAUAAUAAAAUGUGACCCUAAUUA
This is a messenger RNA of Mytilus californianus (California mussel), 1142 nucleotides long. RefSeq lists its product as uncharacterized. The coding region runs from base 7 to 804 and encodes 265 amino acids. The record is from RefSeq and is a predicted model, not a curated record. Lineage: Eukaryota; Metazoa; Mollusca; Bivalvia; Mytilida; Mytilidae. The transcript has 5 exons.